Aspergillus terreus NIH2624 is the source of this 1794-nucleotide messenger RNA. RefSeq names its product putative DNA polymerase iota. The coding region runs from base 1 to 1794 and encodes 597 amino acids. Lineage: Eukaryota; Fungi; Ascomycota; Eurotiomycetes; Eurotiales; Aspergillaceae. Gene Ontology annotation, biological process: translesion synthesis. Gene Ontology annotation, molecular function: damaged DNA binding; DNA-directed DNA polymerase activity. The record is from RefSeq and is a predicted model, not a curated record. The transcript is spliced from 3 exons.
AUGCAGACACGCUUAGUCACUCCCGCCCACAAGGCUGCAUUAGCCGUCAUCAGUUCCUCUGCAGCCCUCGUCCACCCCACUAACCACUCACUGCCUCAUCCUUGGACCCCACAGGAUUAUGACUGCUUCUAUGCUUCCGUCUUCGAGGUCGAACAGCCCUUUCUCAAGUCUCUACCCUUGGCCGUCCAACAGAAGCAGAUCGUAGUCACCUGUAACUAUGAGGCCCGUCGUCGAGGCCUCCGCAAGCUACAGUUGAUCAAAGAAGCCAAGCAGAUCUGCCCCGAUGUCGUGAUCGUCCUGGGUGAAGAUCUGACCAAGUUCCGGGAUGCCUCCAAGGCUCUCUAUCUCUUCCUCCGCCAAUUCGUAUGGGGUGAGAAGGUUGAACGGCUAGGGUUCGAUGAGGUCUUUCUGGAUGUCACCGACAUGGUCGCCUACAACGUGGAGCUUCUGAACGAGAACGACCUGCAACACUCGUUCUUUCAUCUUGACCCGCGCGAUCCCACCGCCGGGUUUGUCUACAAUGCCACGCAAGUCUGCGGUCCAACCUACCCAGUGGGCUCUUCUGCGUUGGCGGAUCCGCCGUCCGCAUGGCUGUACACCCGCCUGUUAGUCGCGUCCCAUCUGGCCGCGUAUCUUCGGGGCCAGCUUGAAGAACAAAGAGGCUACACUGCCACCGUGGGCGUCUCAACGUCUAAACUGCUGGCUAAGCUAGUGGGUAACGUGCAUAAGCCCAACAGUCAGACCACACUCCUCCCGCCCUAUACGACUGCGCCCGAGAGCACGGCCCAAAGCAACGUGUUGGCCUUUUUGGACUCCCAUGACAUUCGGAAAGUUCCCGGGAUCGGCUCGAAACUGGCCCACAAAAUUACCUCGUAUCUUGCCCGGUCAGCGGCCCACUCCGGCACCGCCUCGAAUGCCCCAGAUGAUCUCCCGACCACCCAGGUCACCGUCCGUGAUGUGCGGUGUGCGCCUGGGAUGGGUCCCGUAUUGUUGGAUAAAUUCCUUGGGGGCCCCGGGUCGCCGAAGGAUAUCGGAGUGCGAGUGUGGAGGCUGAUCCAUGGCGUAGACAACGCGGAGGUCCUCCAGGCGAGGGACUUACCGACCCAGAUUAGCAUUGAAGACUCCUACGGACGACUCGAUACUGUGGAAGGGGUCAAGCGGGAGUUGCUGUCUCUGGUGUCGAGUCUGAUCCGCCGUAUGCGGACUGAUCUGACCGAGAAGAAGACAGGAGAUGCUUCUGAGGCUGUCUCCACGCGAUGGGUGGCUUAUCCGAAGACGUUCCGUCUUUCCACCUGCCCUCGAUCCUCCACCCCCGCAGACGCCCACAAGGUCAAUCGCAUCUCCCGCUCCGCCCCUCUGCCCUCGUUUGUAUAUAAUCUGGCCGACGGGGUGGAUGCGCAGGCUGAGCGUCUGGUUGAGGAGCUGGCCAUGGGUAUGUUUCGCAAGCUGCACCCGCCAAAGUCGGGGUGGAAUCUACGCCUGCUGAACGUCGCGGUGACAAAUAUGGUGGAUGGAGCGGGGGAUCGCAAGCAGAGCAGUGGACGGGACAUUGGAAAGAUGUUCCAACAGCAAGGAGAUCGCUCGGAGCAGGCUCUGGGCCGUGAGAUCGAGAUACCCUCCUCUGUCGAGCAUCCCCGUAGUCGUGCGUCAGAGGACGACGGAGAUGGUGCGUGGGAGGAAAGUGAGGACGAGCCAGACGAUGACAUGGCCAGCGUCGCGUGCACCGUCUGCGGUGUUUUGAUCCCGCACUUUGCGCUGGUCGCGCACGAAGUGUAUCAUGCUGCACCUGAUUGA